Salvelinus fontinalis (brook trout) is the source of this 2704-nucleotide messenger RNA. Its product is annotated as spindlin-Z-like. The transcript has 6 exons. Lineage: Eukaryota; Metazoa; Chordata; Actinopteri; Salmoniformes; Salmonidae. The record is from RefSeq and is a predicted model, not a curated record. Bases 281 to 1066 code for a protein of 261 amino acids. Gene Ontology annotation, biological process: gamete generation.
CAUUUCCAGAUCACUAUUUGGUAGAAAGCGGGAUAGGUGGGACUCGGCCAUAGGAUUUGGGUUGUGUAUGCAAACGGAGCCAGAGGAAAAGCGAGAUGGGAUCAAUUUAGAUGUACAAUUCAUCGGUCUGAACUGCCACAUUAAGUGUUCCUGCCCUGGAGGGGAGUGAUCCUCCCACCUGGGGCCACCACCUGCAUGCUGUCCUUCUUUCUCCUGAUUACCUAGUAGAGACAUUGUCACCCUAGUCUGGCAGCCUGGCUGCUUACCUACAUGUAUAUCAAUGAAGACCCCAUUUGGGAAGAGGCCAGGCCAGCGCCCCAGAGCUGAUGGGGGCAAUAUUGGGGUAUCUACAAAUAUGAUGAAGAAGAAAAAUUCCCACAAGAAGCAAAAGAAUAAUGUUGGGCCAAGCAAGCCUAUUGCCCAACCCAGACGAAACAUAGUGGGUUGCAGGAUAACACACCAGUGGAAGGAAGACUCCAAGGUUUCCCAGUGGAAAGGAACAGUUCUCGACCAAGUCCCUGUUAACCCCUCUCUCUACCUGAUCAAGUAUGAUGGAUUUGACUGCAUCUAUGGACUUGAGCUUCACAAAGAUGAGAGGGUGCAAGGCCUGGAGGUUUUACCAGACCGAGUUGCUCCAGCUCGUGUCAGCGAUUCCCAGCUAGCAGAAACCAUGAUAGGCAAAGCAGUGGAGCACAUGUUUGAGCAAGAUGAAGGACCAAAGGAGGAGUGGAGGGGCAUGGUGCUAGCACAGGCUCCCAUUAUGAACACAUGGUUCUACAUCACUUACGAAAAGGACCCUGUUUUGUACAUGUACCAGCUCUUGGAUGACUACAAAGAGGGGGAUCUCCGGAUAAUGCCUGAUUCAAAUGACUCGCCUCCAGCAGAGAGAGAGCCUGGAGAAGUGGUGGAUAGCCUUGUUGGCAAACAAGUGGAGUAUGCCAAAGAGGAUGGCGGCAAAAGGACUGGCAUGGUUAUCCAUCAGGUUGAAGCCAAACCCUCUGUUUAUUUCAUCAAGUUUGAUGACGACUUUCACAUCUACGUCUACGAUUUAGUAAAAACGUCUUAGGGUAAUAGGCAUUGAGAAAAUCAUUGAUUCACAGACCUUGGCAAAUGUUCUGACACUUUCUUUGAAACAACAUACAUUUCCAUUCAAAAUGGACAAUUCCUUCACAGGCUGCAAAUGUGGAACUUGUCGUUUCCUGUGUCACUGCUUCCAAUGCGAAAUCUUUCAGUGUACUUUGUUUCUAAAAGAAGGGAGACCUCUGCAGAUUUCGGCAUGUCUGAACAUUUACACUGUUCAAUUGGGCCAGACGCCAUGUGCGACAUGGUUUAUGAAUGUAAAAUGCUGGGGGGGGGGAAAUCAUUGCGCUGGUAAUAUAGGUCAGAUCUUUUUAACUGUUUUGGUUAGAAGCAAGCUGUUUUCACUGUAUUAAUGGUGCAAGCAUGACGCUAACUAAUCUGCACUCUGGAAACAAUGUUACAGUGACACUUUAUCAUUACAGCAAUUAUUAAAAAAAUAUAUAUAUUGGAUUAUAAUUCUUUCGCACAGUGCUCCCAAAUUAAAACUCCAGGUCGCACAGCAAAAUAUUUAACUGCAUACCUUAGAACCCUGCUUGCAGCAUUUUGAAUUUUAACUAAUUCUCACCUAAAAUAACCAUGUCAUGGUUCUUUUACGUGGGAAUUGUUGUAUUGUUAACACAUGUUUAAAUUGUUCACCUUGUGUUACUGAAGCAUAUGUCACUGUUGUCCUAAGCAGCUCUUCUGAUGCUGCUGCAGGUUUACUUACCGCUACUACAGUCACUCUUGUGUACAAAGAUCAGCUCCUGCUAACCUCAAUGUAGUAUUAUUGAUAAGACAUCUUGAAGGUCUGCAACAGGUCUCUGAACCAUGUGCACCUGGAUAUACGUUUGGUCAAAAUGCUAGAUCCUUGAUGGCCCCUUCAUGAUUUCCAAGGUGUGGAAAUCAUCAUGCUGCCAAUGGCUGUGGGAGCCAUCAAGGCGUUUAACAUUUGACAUUACUGUUGUACUGUAUUGUGUGCAAUGUCAGUUCCACUUCUGAAAAGCAGACUUGUGUUUUCAUGUUUAUAGCUAAAUGUAAGUUGAUGUGAGUUGCAUGUCAGUUUGUUCUUUUCAAGGUUAUGAGCUUAUGUAAAUUGUGACAUUUUAUUUUGUUGUUUUUGUACCAUGCAUUACAGAAACCAGUUGACUGAUAAUGCUAAGUGAGUGCCAACUAAUGGUGCCAGUGUUGUACAGCGUUUAAUGGGUAACAUUUCUAAAUAAAUCAGUUGUCUGUUUUUUGUUUUUGAUUUUUCCACAAAAACAUGGCUUAUUUGUAUGUAUCAACAAAGAGCUUGCCUUAUUUGAUUGGGAGAAAUGUGUGUGCAUGUAAGGAUGAAGCAGAAUAUUCAUAUUCAUAUUCAGUCACAGUGGUUGUAUGUCAAAAUAGGACUAACAUAUUUUGAGUUGAAAUGGAAGAGAAUUUAGAUAUAGCUAAGGGACAGUAGUGAAGUCCUAUUUAUACAUCAAUAUAGAGGUAAAAUGUGUUCUCAAAGGCAUUGUGUGUUCUACAUUCAGUUAAUAUACCUAAUGCAUUAUUUUUGAAUAAUGAAAAUGGUUACAGUUUGUCAUUUGGCACAAACACUUUAAUGUUACAUAAUUCUGUAAGGACAUUUUAUAAUUAAAGACUACUCUGAAUAUUAAAACAA